AUGCCUGGCCGUCUAAUCCCGAACCUGAUGAGUUCCUUACACUCAUCAGUCACCUCAACUCCCAAUCACUCCAACUCCUCGUCAACCGUUUCCGUCAAUGAGAUCCCCGGACAUUCGAAGAAGCCAGCCCACAAAUCAGAUCGCGCACGAUCCCCAGACCGCCGUCUAUCCUUCACCAUGGACCACUUGAUCCACCCUCUCCGAGACCAUAGCAAAGAGAAGCGCCGCAGCUUGGGACGCGCAGGACGUUCCAAGGAGCGCUCCAGCCAUGAAGUGCACCCACCAGCGGCGAAGUUGGAUGUUCUGAUCGAGUCACCGCCACUGGUCUGCUAUGGGCCACCUGCCAGCUCUACUGGCGCGCUGUUCUCUGGACGCUUGCGCAUUGGAGUCUCGGAGCUGACGGGUGGAGUCAUCUUGAGCCAGUUUGAUGUACGCCUCGUCCACAAGACAACCACCAAGAAGCCUGUCUCCAAUCACUGCUCCAACUGUGCUACUCGCACCGAAGAGUUGACUCAGUGGAACUUCAUCACCGAGGACCUUCACCUCAAUGGCGGGGACCACGAUUUCCCCUUCAGCUACUUGUUCCCCGGCCACCUUCCUGCUUCUUGCAAUGGUGUGCUCGGUCAGAUCGAAUACUUUCUGCUGGCGCAUGCGCGGAGCAUCACCGGAGAGGAAUAUAGCCUCAAGCUGCCUCUGGACAUUAGUCGUUCUCUGCUUCCCGGGCCAGACAAGUCCUCCAUCCGAAUCUUCCCUCCCACCAACCUCACUGGCCGCAUUGUGCUGCCCUCCGUCGUUUACCCUAUUGGAAACUUCCCCGUCGAGAUGACCUUGAGCGGCGUGGUCGACAAGGGCGAAAAGACCCAGACCCGCUGGCGUCUUCGAAAGAUGAUGUGGCGCAUUGAGGAGCAACAAAAAAUUGUGUCCACGGCAUGCCAGAAGCACGCUCACAAGAUCGGCGGCGAAGGCAAAGGUGUUUUACAUCAGGAGACUCGCGUCAUUGGACACAACGAGGAGAAGACCGGCUGGAAGACCGACUUUGAUACCGCUGGUGGCGAGAUCACCAUGCAGUUCGAUGCGAACAUCAACCCGGCUGCCAAUGCUGUCUGCGACAUGGAUGCCCCUGGCAGUCUGGAAGUCAAGCACAACCUCGUCAUCGAGCUUAUCGUGGCCGAGGAGUUUUGCCCCAAUGGCAACACCCGCCUCAUUACUCCAACUGGUGCCGCGCGUGUGCUCCGCAUGCAGUUCCACCUCCACGUCACCCAGCGUGGUGGUCUUGGCAUUAGCUGGGACGAGGAGAUGCCUCCAAUCUAUGAGGAUGUUCCCGCCAGCCCUCCCAGUUAUACCAAGCCCGAUGGCACCCACAGCUUCAUUGAGGACUACAACGGUUCUCCGCUCCCUGACUACGAAAACCUGGAGCGCAUAGAUUCCUUGCGAUUGGACAGCAGUUCUACUCGUUCUUCCACCAUCUCCUCCAAUCGAUCUACACAUGGCCGGUUGCCGCGCUUUACCACUGACGAUCUCGUCACUGGGCAAUCGCCUGCUGCCUCGCCUAUUCCCUCGCGCGCUCCUUCUCGCGCCGCUUCGACUGACUCCCGCCAAUAA
Molecule: messenger RNA, 1602 nt
Organism: Penicillium concentricum
Lineage: Eukaryota; Fungi; Ascomycota; Eurotiomycetes; Eurotiales; Aspergillaceae
Product: alpha-arrestin
Exons: 1
Coding region: 1-1602 (533 amino acids)
Biological process (GO): ubiquitin-dependent endocytosis
Cellular component (GO): cytosol; cytoplasm; plasma membrane
Molecular function (GO): ubiquitin protein ligase binding; protein-macromolecule adaptor activity
Source: RefSeq, a predicted model, not a curated record